Molecule: messenger RNA, 1983 nt
Organism: Arxiozyma heterogenica
Lineage: Eukaryota; Fungi; Ascomycota; Saccharomycetes; Saccharomycetales; Saccharomycetaceae
Gene: SSQ1
Product: Hsp70 family ATPase SSQ1
Exons: 1
Coding region: 1-1983 (660 amino acids)
Cellular component (GO): cytoplasm; mitochondrion
Molecular function (GO): ATP binding; ATP-dependent protein folding chaperone
Source: RefSeq, a predicted model, not a curated record
AUGUUGAUUUCGAGAAUUCAGUUAUUAAAGCCACUUACUAAACGAUUAUUACACCGUCAAUUAAGUUCAAAAGUCAUUGGUAUUGAUCUAGGUACAACCAACAGUGCUGUGGCAUAUAUUAGAGAUUUCAAUGAUAAAAAAUCAUCAGUAAUAAUUGAAAAUGAUAUGGGAGAAAGAACUACACCCUCUGUCGUAGCUUUUACCAUUCAAAAUCGAGCACGGGGGAAUUCUAGUAAGAGACAGUCUAAGGGUAGCAGUUCAGAUAUUAUAGUAGGGACAAGAGCCAAGAGACAACAAUUGAUUAAUCCUGAAAACACAUUUUUUGCAACUAAGAGACUCAUUGGUAGAACCUUUAGUGAUGAAGAAGUCAAACAUGAUAUUAAGCUGUUACCAUAUAAGAUUGUAAAGAACCCACAUACAGAACAAGCAGCAGUGGUGACAACAGAUGGACAAAUUAAAUCACCCGGUGAAAUUAGUUCAAUAUUACUAAGAUAUCUAAAGAAGACUGCAGAAGAUUACUUAAAUGAGCAAGUUAAACUGGCAGUUAUUACUGUUCCUGCUUAUUUCAAUGAUGCACAAAGACAAGCUACAAAGGAUGCAGGGAAAUUAGCAGGAUUAAAUGUAUUAAGGGUAGUUAACGAACCCACUGCAGCUGCACUAAGUUUUGGUCUUGACACAAUGAAAAAUAAGGAGGAUAGAAAUUUAGUUGCUGUCUAUGAUCUUGGUGGCGGUACAUUUGAUAUAUCAAUUUUAGAUAUCGAAGAUGGGGUCUUUGAGGUCCGUUCCACUAAUGGGGAUACACAUUUAGGUGGUGAAGACUUUGAUAAUGUAAUUGUGAAUUACUUUAUUGAACAAUUUAUAUCACAAAAUAAAGAUAUGCAUAUAGUUCGUGAAGAGAUUAUUAAAGAUAGAGAAUUAAUGCAAAGACUAAAAGAAAAUGCAGAGAGAGUAAAAAUUGAACUAUCCCAUACGAAAGACACUGUUGUUGAAAUUCCAUUCCUUUACAAAAAUUAUCAUUUAAAAUUAUCCAUGAAAGAGGAAGAACUAGAUCAAAUGACGCAACAUCUAAUCGAUAAAACUAUUCCACCAGUAAAAAGAGCUUUAAAGGAUGCUGAUAUAGAACCACAAGAUAUCGAUGAAGUAAUAAUGGUGGGUGGUAUGACAAGAAUGCCACGCAUUAGACAUACGGUAAAAGAACUUUUUGGUGGUAAGACUCCAAACACAAGUGUGAAUCCUGAUGAGACAGUUGCUAUAGGUGCUGCCAUACAAGGUGGGAUAUUAUCUGGAGAGAUUAAGAAUGUUUUAUUGUUGGAUGUCACUCCAUUGACACUUGGUAUUGAAACUUUUGGCGGUACAUUCUCACCACUAAUCCCACGUAAUACCACAGUACCUGUGAAAAAGACAGAGAUCUUCAGUACUGGUGUCGAUAAUCAGACUGGUGUGGAUAUAAAAGUAUACCAAGGUGAAAGAGGUCUAGUAAGAGAUAACAAAUUGAUUGGUGACUUAAAGUUAAGUGGGAUACCACCAAUGCCUAAAGGUACUCCGCAGAUCGCUGUGACUUUUGAUAUUGAUGCAGAUGGGAUAAUCAAUGUCUCUGCCAGUGAAAGAAGUAGUGGCCAAGAGAAAAGCAUAACUGUUAUUGCUAACACUGGUCUCACAGAGGAAGAAAUUCAAAGGCGCGUGGAUGAAGCAAAUGCCAAUAGGGAACAGGAUAAUUUAAUUAGACAGAGAAUGGAAUUAAUGACGAAGGCUGAUAUUAUGGUCAGUGAUGCAGAAAAAUCUUUUAAGCAAUUCAAAAAAUUGAUCUCUAUUGAUCCAGAGUAUAAAAAAUUAAACAAAGAAGUUCAGUAUCUAAGAGAUCAAAUUACCAGAUUCAAAAAGGAUGAAAAUAAUACACUAAUUGAUGUCAAUGAUGUUAAAAAGAGAACUGAUAAGCUACAAGGUAAUGUAUUCAAACUGUUCCAAAGGGUAACAAAUAAGUAA